Molecule: messenger RNA, 5297 nt
Organism: Carassius carassius (crucian carp)
Lineage: Eukaryota; Metazoa; Chordata; Actinopteri; Cypriniformes; Cyprinidae
Product: puratrophin-1-like
Exons: 22
Coding region: 8-4957 (1649 amino acids)
Molecular function (GO): guanyl-nucleotide exchange factor activity
Source: RefSeq, a predicted model, not a curated record
GUACAGCAUGCCACUAAGUACAUCACAAACAGACAGUGAAACAGUUCACAUGGAGCAACAAGACAGCGAUGUAACUAGUAUAUCACAACCAGAGAAUGAAAUGUUAUCUGGUACUUUAGAGAGGGAAAAUUCAGAUCAAGUUUAUCUGGCUAAAAUUGAACUUGUUGUGUUUGAUCCUGCUGCAGAAGCAGAAGUCGUAUCUGAAUCUGAUCAGGUCCGAGGUGAUCAUGGCCUGGAAAGCUGUUGUGAUUUGCAGAACUGCAAAGUGUUGGUUUCUGAGUCUCUAACUGUUAGUGUGUCUUUACAAAAACAGACUGAGCAAACAGAGCACAGUGCAUGUCAGAUAAACAAACACAUCCAAAAACCUUCUAAACAAGUUCAUGACCUUUCUGCCACAAAAGAAGACCAUCAAUCAUUUAGUAACAGUAGCCAUGACAAGAAUGAAUCUGAUGGUGAUUAUAGUUUGAUUGCACAGGAAGAAGGUGGGCCUGUUUCGGCUGCUCCUCAAAGCGAACAGGUAGCUUUGGCCUCUGUCACCAUGGGGCCUGAGGAGGAUCCGGUUACGCUCAUUUCACAGGGUCAGGUGAGGACAGAGUCCCACGAGGACAGACACAACGAGACUGAGGUGAAACGUCAGACAAAAGAAGCACAUGCAGAAAGAGAACUUGCAGGAAAUUUAUCUUGUAAGGAAGAAGGAACAGUAGAAAAGAAAAGCAUUGGAGUGACAGAAAGCAAGACAGAGAAUGAUGUAGUAGCAGUUUGUAAGGCAGAGGAAGUUGAGACCGCUCAAACAGGUCUGGUAGAUGCCACACCCAAGUCUGAUUCCAAUGUUCAAGUUCAGGAGGAGGGCAGCUCCUCUGUAGGAACAGAUGAGAAGAAACAAACCGAUGUUGAAGAGAAAGGGGUGGAGGAAGAGGAGACCGAGGACAUUACUGUGAGUGAGCAAGAGGCCAUAGUGACCAGCUAUUCUGAAAAUAUUGUCCAGCCAGCAUGCAAUCAAGUACUUGAUCCAGACGCAGAUGUGCCUGACACAAAUGGACACAUGCUCACUCAGGACAAACCUACCUCCAAAGGAGAAGGGCAAAAUACAGAGGAGGAGAGAAAGGGGGAAAAUAAGGAGCGGCAAGAGAAUGAGGUUACUUCCUCUGCCAAUGGCUCUCCAGCGGGGCAUCAGCAACAAGCAGACAUGGAGACCCGUUUCCAUCAGCAGGAAGAGCAAGCAUCCAGUCAGGAAGUAGACAGCAUUGUUUCCCACCUGUCUGCUAAAACCCAAAUUGAAGACCCCUCAGCAGUUCCUUCACCACUGCCUCGAAUCUCCCAGAAGACCCAGCCUGUCCAGAGUGAGGCUCAUGACAUCAAUCCUGAUGUCCUGAGCUCUGGAGUGCUCUGCCUGCCGGGAACAAGAGAUAAAUCAGGCCAUGCCCUAGUGACAGUCACAAUGAGAAACACUAUCUGGUUGAAUCCGAACUGCAAUAGUGGAGAGCUGGUGCGGAUCAUGGUCUAUUUCUUCAGUACACUCAGGAAGGAAGUCAGUGCUUUGGGCCUGACUGUCCUGGUGGAUGCCCGCAGGUGUUCUCCUGUCCCCGCCCUCUUUAAAUCCUUCAACAUCCUCCAGGAAGCCAUGCCGGGAUGCAUUCAUACAGUACUGCUGCUGGCCGACAGAGAUCUGGCUCUACGUGUGGAGAAAACCACUUCUAUACAGGUGGAGUUGUUGACAUCGCUUAAGUCUCUCUAUAAGCAUGUUGACAUCGCUCAACUCCCCACUGAGUUUGAAGGCACUUUCCCUUAUUCCCACAGCAGCUGGAUCUGUUUCAGAAUGAGGCUGGAGCUGCUGACCAGCCAUUGUGAGGAUGCUGUGAACCUGCUUCAGAACACCAUCAGCAAACUGGAGUCUACAGUGCUGCCCCCUACAGCAGAGGAAGCACAGAUCUUAUUGUGUAAGUACAGAGAGUCGAUGAGGACUGUUCUGGAGGACAGCAGGUUGGUGCGACUACAGCUGGAGGGAGGAGCCGCUCUGUCCCGUUUGCGAAAAGAGGAUACCAGCGUCAGUCUGACAGAGGACUACAGAGAUGCCAUCGAGAGUGCAGGCUGUCUGUACAACCAAGUGGAUGAGUUGGUUCACAGACUGGUGAUGCUGUCCAACAAAUGCACACAGGAACUGGAAUUCAUCAUGGAGUUUAAGACUCUGGAGGAGGGAUUCAGAGAGGUGAGUCAGUGGAUAGAAGAAGUGGGCGAGACUCGUCUGCAGACACUGAGUGAGCUGGAAGAUUCCUUGGAGAAGUUACAUCAUAAACAGACUGUCUUCAGAGAAUUUUACACAGCUGCAUAUGAGCACUGUAAGAGCGGUGAAGCUCUCCUCAAGCGCUUAGAGAAGUGGGAAGACAUCUCUUCAGCAGAGCUGCAGGUGUACGAGGUGAAAGUACGCUCAUUCUGGGUCCAUCUACAUGAUUUCUCCCAGCGAGUGGAGGAAACCAAGGAUAAAAUUGACAAGACUGUUCGACUCUACGAGUUUUUUGACAAGGCAUAUGAAUGGGCGCUAGAGGGCAUGCGCCAUUUGGCGUGUGUUAGUAUGGAGGAAUGUGGCAUGUCUGAGAAGUGUCAGAGUGUGAUCACGUGUCUGGAGACCUAUCGCAGUCAGCACCCACCGAUCCCCGACACACACUUCCAGGAGAUGAAGGACCUCGCUGGGGAGCUGAAGAGCGAGCAGGGACUCAAGCAGUGGAAGUUUGCUUGGUCCAAGUGUCAGGAGACCAAGCAGAUGUUUGAGAAGAAGCUGGAGAUGGCCCUGCGCACUCGCCGCGAGAGUGACCUUAAAUCAGCGAGGGGUGACUCCUCUCGCCGGAACUCAGACUGUAGCGCUAAACCUCAGGAGCGUAGCAGUAGCAUCUCCUUCUCAUGUCGGAAAGUGUUCGGUGGAGGCUGGGGCAGGGACAGACUUUCCUCACAGUCCAGCACGUCCUCCACUCCUAGCAGUUCUUCAGGCAAUCACAUGGACACCCGUGACUCUGUCCGAACCCCCACAGGAAGUCCAUAUAGCAUUGAGCACAGAAUCCCCCACAGCACCCCUGUCAGAUCCCACAGGCUAACACGUAGCAUCUCUACAGAUGAGUCUCCACAGCGGCCACAACUGGAGGGGCAGGCAUGUGCAACAAGCCCAAGCCUCAAUUCUAUAGAACCAAACCGCAGGGUUUUGAGGAAGACCCAGAGCUUUGAUACGGCCGGUAGUGAAUCUGUGUCACGCUACGGGACCUGUCAGAGAACUUUGAGUGAGCCUGCACGGAGAGGAAACACAGGGGUGUUCAUUAAGGGUCUGGAGGUGAGCAGCACUGAAGUGAUCGAUCGGCCGUACAGCCCGCGCAUGCCGCCCAUGCAUGGAUGGUCUUCUGUUGAUUCACACCGCAGCGGGAGUCCUGCACCAGAAACACGCAGCAAGGGCAGUAAACUACGCCACAUCGUAGAUGAGAUGGUGACAACGGAGCGGGAAUAUGUGCGUUCUCUGCGGUACAUCAUUGACAACUAUUUCCCUGAGAUGGAGCGCACUGACCUGCCACAGGACCUGCGGGGAAAGCGCAACGUCAUCUUUGGAAACCUGGAGAAGCUGGUGGACUUCCACAGCCAGUAUUUCCUGAAAGAGCUUGAGAGCUGCUCUAAUCAUCCUCUACGAGUCAGCCACUGCUUCCUACGACAUCAAGACCAAUUCAGCCUGUAUGCUUUAUACAGCAAGAACAAGCCAAAGUCAGACACACUUCUGGCCAGCCAUGGAAACUGCUUCUUCAGGCAUAAGCAGCUGGAGUUGGGCGAUAAGAUGGACCUGGCGUCGUACCUGCUGAAGCCCAUCCAGCGCAUGAGUAAGUACGCCCUGCUGCUGAAAGACCUGAUCAAAGAGGUGAGCGAAGUCCAGGAGCAGGAGCUGAUGUACCUACGUGCUGCCGCCGAGAUGGUCAAAUUCCAGCUUCGCCACGGCAAUGAUCUGCUCGCCAUGGACGCUAUCAGAGAUUGUGAUGUGAAUUUGAAAGAGCAGGGGCAGUUGGUUCGGCAAGAUGAGUUCACAAUUUGGUAUGGCAGGAAGAAGUGCCAAAGACAUGUGUUCCUGUUUGAGGAUCUAGUGCUGUUCAGCAAACCCAAACGCAUUGAGGGUGGCCUGGAUGUUUACAUAUAUAAGCACUCUUUUAAGACGGCUGAUGUGGGUAUGACAGAGACGUCGGGGGAGAACGCUCUGAGGUUUGAGGUCUGGUUCAGGAGGAGAACUUCCAAGAACCAGACCUACAUUCUCCAAGCCAGCACCUCUGAGAUCAAACACGCCUGGACCUGCGACAUUGCACGGAUACUAUGGCAGCAGGCCACGAGGAAUAAAGAAAUUCGAAUGCAGGAGAUGGUCUCUAUGGGGGUGGGCAAUAAACCCUUCCUGGACAUUAAACCCAGUGAUGCUGCUAUCAACGACAGAGCCAUUGACUACAUCAUGAAAGGCAGAGGGGCCAGGACGAGAGCCUCCAUUGCUGUCUCGCUUUUUGACCACUCAAACCCAUUCAAACGAGCUGCAGUAAAUACUCCUGUUAGUGGCCCCCCAGUGUCCGGUGGCCCCUCUUCUUCCACACUGCUGGGGCCAUUGAAUCUACAUAUGUACAGCAGCCAAAGCCUGUUAGCAGGGGAGAUACCUCUCAUCAGCCCCUGCAUCGAGGAAGACGAGCUGGAGCAUGAGACGAGCAGUCAGCCAUCUAUGACUACAGAGAGUUCGGGUUCGUCGUCUCACUGUCUGUCAGGUAGUGGCUCGAGCGGGUCAGACAGCGGAUGUGUGUCCAGUCACCUUCCCGAGGCUUUGUCCGAGGAGCCCAGCUCACCGUGUGACUCCUCCUGUUACUCCUCCAUCACCUCUCACACCCAGGAGAAACCCUGCUUUAACAGCCAGUACAUCUCAGCGGGGGAAGCUCAGGUGAUUGGUCCCUCUACUAUAGUGUGAGCUCAGUAAGCACUGCUGCAGUUUAAGACCUGUCUGCUUCAGACUGCGAAGACAACGUUGCCACACUGAAGAGAAGUACAGAGCUAGUAUUUAUUGUUCCCACUGAGUGCCAGCAAAUCUCAUGCAGAGUUUAAAAUGCGCUCAAAAUAGCACUGUUUCUCUUUCUUUUUUAAGCCACUUUUAGCUUCAAUAGCUUUUAUAUAAUUUUAAAAAUGAUCUAUAAAACUGAAUAAAUAUUCUUGUAUUUAUCUUCUUUUCAAAUGUUAAGAUACAGUAGUGUUCUCAGCUGUAUUAUUAACUGUAAAUACUGUAGUAGUGUACAAUACACUUCUGAACUGUU